Etheostoma cragini (Arkansas darter) is the source of this 3602-nucleotide messenger RNA. It is a transcript of the gene map3k7, whose product is annotated as mitogen-activated protein kinase kinase kinase 7. Gene Ontology annotation, molecular function: ATP binding; MAP kinase kinase kinase activity; magnesium ion binding. The transcript has 17 exons. Bases 414 to 2219 code for a protein of 601 amino acids. Gene Ontology annotation, biological process: positive regulation of canonical NF-kappaB signal transduction; protein phosphorylation; JNK cascade. The record is from RefSeq and is a predicted model, not a curated record. NCBI's taxonomy places the organism in Eukaryota, Metazoa, Chordata, Actinopteri, Perciformes, Percidae.
CUGGAUAAGCUUGUUUUAACUUAAUAUGGUGGUGUAUUUAUGUGGAAUUAUGGCCAGCACUGGUCUAUGGUGAUGUUAUAAGCCUGUAUUACGUAUGCCAAGAGCUAAUGUCGGUGACGGCUACUGUUUGCUCUGCUAGUUAAGAUCCGCGGUUAGCCAGCUGGUCACUAACUUAGCUGAAAGCACAGUAAAGUGUAUAUAGCUAGCUAACGUUAUUUAUUUGUUGCUUAGCCAUGUCCCUGGCUAUUAACCGGUUUAUCAUACAACUGUGCCAUUGUGAAAUAUGUCUUUAAACAAGUCUGUGCCUCCCUUGUGCUGAAUUUAACUGAAUAACCUCAGGCGUUAACAUUUGGUGUUGUUUUCAUCUGAAAUGUGCUCUCUUUCAGUAAGUGACUAGCUGACGUUAGCAAGUAAUGUCUCUUACGUUACCAUCCGCCGAUGUAAAUGAAACACCUCCGGGAUAUCCGUUUGAAGAAAUCAACUAUGAGGAUAUUGAAGUUGAGGAGGUUGUGGGGAGAGGAGCUUUUGGGGUUGUUUGCAAAGCCAAAUGGAAAGGCAAAGAUGUUGCAAUCAAGACCAUUGAGAGUGAAUCAGAGAGGAAAGCCUUUAGUGUUGAGCUCCGGCAGCUUUCACGUGUGAAUCACCCCAACAUUGUGAAGUUGUACGGCUCUUGCAAAAAUCCAGUCUGUCUUGUGAUGGAAUACGCUGAAGGCGGGUCAUUGUACAAUGUGCUGCAUGGUGCUGAACCCCUCCCCUUUUACACUGCUUCCCAUGCCAUGAGCUGGUGUUUUCAGUGUUCCCAGGGCGUGGCCUAUCUCCAUGGCAUGAAACCAAAGGCUCUGAUUCACAGGGACCUGAAGCCACCCAAUCUGCUUCUAGUGGCAGGCGGCACUGUGCUGAAGAUAUGUGACUUUGGAACAGCAUGCGACAUUCAGACCCACAUGACCAACAACAAAGGAAGUGCAGCAUGGAUGGCCCCAGAGGUAUUUGAAGGCAGCAAUUACAGCGAGAAGUGUGAUGUGUUUAGCUGGGGGAUCAUUCUCUGGGAGGUGAUCACUCGCAGGAAGCCCUUUGAUGAAAUUGGAGGACCAGCUUUUCGCAUCAUGUGGGCUGUGCACAACGGCACAAGGCCUCCUUUAAUCAAAAAUUUGCCGAAGCCCAUAGAGAGUCUGAUGACUCGCUGCUGGUCUAAAGACCCUUCUCAGCGGCCCUCUAUGGAGGAGAUAGUGAAGAUUAUGACUCAUCUAAUGAAGUACUUCCAAGAUUCUGAUGAACCUCUGCAAUAUCCAUACCAGUAUUCAGAUGAGGGACAGAGCAACUCUGCAACUAGCACAGGUUCAUAUGUGGACAACACUGGCACCGGCACAAGCAACAAAAGCGACACAAACAUGGAGCACAGUGAUUCUCAAGGGAGCAACGACACUAUAAAGAUUACGCCUCAGUUUGCUCCUUACUUCAAGCCAAAGGCAGACCCAUUGAGGACUCUGCCUCUGUCCAGGGGGGGCAGUGUUGAGAGCCUGCCUGCACGAACUCAGUGCCUGGUGUCAUCUGACAGCAAACGAAUGAGUACUGACCUGUCCGAGCUGGAGCCAAAGAUGCAAUUUACACCUGCAGCACGUCCCCCGUAUAAACGAGGCCACCGUAAAACGGCAUCAUACGGCACCAUUCUGGAUGUCCCCAAGAUCGUCGUCACAGCCACAUGUGAGUCUCAGAGACGUCGAUCUGUGCAGGAUCUGCCAGGCAUCGGCACGGAGUCCAGCCAGGGCAGCAGGAACAGCAGCCGCUCCUCCAGUCCCAGUGUGAGGAUGAUGGCUCCUGAUAAGACCAGCAGAGCUUACUUCUCCCCCGAUGAAGCCACAGACACCAACGGAUCAGACAACUCCAUCCCCAUGGCUUAUCUGACCCUGGAUCACCAGCUGCAGCCUCUCGCUCCCUGUCCCAACUCCAAAGAGUCCAUGGCCGUGUUUGAGCAGCACUGCAAGAUGGCCCAGGAAUACCUGAAGGUGCAAACAGAGAUCGCCCUGCUGAUCCAGAGAAAGAAGGAGCUGAUUGCUGAACUGGACCAAGAUGAGAAGGACCAGCAGAACACGUCCCGUCUGGUGCAGGAGCACAAGAAGCUGCUAGAGGAGAACAAGAGUCUGUCCACAUACUACCAGAAGUGCAAAAAACAGCUGGAGCUGAUCCGGGUCCAGCAACAGAAGAGACAGGGCACGUCGUGAUGAGACAGAGACAUGUGAACUGCGCCAGCCCCCCAUCCUCAGCCCAGCACUAGAACACUACCCCCUUCUGAUACUCUGCACACACACACACACACACACACACACACACACACACACACACGCUGUUUCCAGUCCAGCUUUGUACAGAGACCUGCAUUCUUCUGUGUCCUGCAUGUUGCAUUGUAGACCCAUACUUGUGUCCAGCAGGACACAAGUCCUCUGUACGUACAUUUGCACAUCGUGCAGACCAAACAGUCACUGCACCCGGUCUGGAUCACACCUGAGCCUGCUGCUGUGCUCCGGCGUGGAGCUGUUCUCCUCUGGCAAGCCCAGGACUGUGGCUCGGGGGUGUCUAAACGUCUGCUGCCUGCUCGGUGUGUCCACUCCUCAGCCACUGUGCAAACCAAGAGAAAAAGUGUGAAUCAUAUGCAGAUUUUGGAGAUCAAGGAGGAUGUUUGAAACUUGUUAUGCAAACCACACACCCUUAAAUGACCGUAUUUCUCUCUACCCUCUCCCUUUUCUAAUUGUGAGCAUGAGCCCUUCCAGAGAACACGGACUUCUUUGAGGUGUUUUCAGUUCAGAGAGAAAGGAACAGCGUGGGCUGUGGGUGAACACAGAUGCAAACACACACCUAGCUUCCAGAGCAGAUACAGAGAGUUGUGGGUGCCCUUUUUAUUUUAACUUAAGUAUUGUUUUGCGUGUAGGUGUUUUUGUCUUUUCUAUUAAGUAGUUCACUUUUUAUGAUAGCUUUUGUGUCAUUUUUUUCAUUAGGACAUAUUUUAUCUGGUCUGGGAAUGCUCUUGCGGACAAAAUAGAGGAGCCUGUAGCUCCCUUUACAGUAUCUAGUUUGUUUUUAGUUCACAUGUUGCCUUAGGACUUGCCUGCAUUUUAAGAUCUUGUUUUAUGUGACAUUUAGCGGGGGGGAAAAAGCUAAGAAAAAGAAGAUAUUUUUAAUGUAAUGGACAGUGAAUGAAAUUCUAGAGAAGGAUCUAUGUCAGUAGGCUGAUAAUGUAAAUGUUUCCCACCAGCUUCACAUACCAAACAUGACAUGUACUCUAAAAGAAUGUGAUUUCUUUCUCGUCUCGUAUACCUAAAGUACUUUUGCACAAUCACUUUUGUUUUGUUUUGUCAUGUACAAGUUUUAUUUCUCAUUUAAGCAAUUCAGAUUUUAAAAGUGCGAGACUUGAUGAGUCUAUCUUUUAAAUGUGUUACUGUACAGGAGUUAAUAUUCACCUUCCUCAAGAGUUUUCUGUUCACUAACAAUUCUUUUACCACUCACACACCGCUGUUUAUGAAGUGUUUCCUAAAUUAUUGGGAACUGAGUUACGUUACACGACAGUGAGUAAGGCAUUAUGAAAUAAAGUGAACGGUGAACAGAUUCUA